CGCACUGCGCCGGGCCGAGCGGAGCCGAACCCGAGCCGAAUCCGAACCGAGAAGAGCCGAAGCUAACCCGAACGCGGCCCGAGCGGAGCCGAAGCUAACCCGAACCCGGCCCGAGCGGAGCCGAAGCCAAGAAACACACACACACACACACACACACACACCCUCCCCUCACCUCCCCAAAGCGGGGCCGGCCAUGCCUUGAACCGGCUUCUCCGUCCCGUCCCGGGCCGAAGCUCCUCGUCCCCGUCCCCUUCCCCUCCCCGCCCCCCCGUCCCCCUCAUCCUCCUCCGAGGGACCCAGGAGUCCGGCGGGGGAGGGGCCCAUGGCCCAGGAAGGGGGUUGAGGGGGGACGGUGAGGCGCUGAGGAGCGGGACAGGCCCGGCCGGAGAGAUCCGAACCCGAUCGGAGAGAUCCGAACCCGAUCGGAGAGACCCGAAAUCGAUCGGAGAGACCCGAACUCAAGCCCGAACCCAACUGAAGACAGCCGAACCGAGGCCGAACUGGGUCGAACUCUGCCGGAGACAGCCGAACUGAGCCGAACCGAGACCGAACCGAUCCCGAAUCUAGCCGAACCCGGUUGAAGACAACCGAACCGGGUCGGAAACAACCGAACCGAGCCCGAACUGAGCCGAACCCAUCCGAAAAGAACCGAACCGGGCCCGCCAUGUUGUUCCCCGGCCUCUCGCUUUUCCUCGGUCUCCUCAUGGCCGGGGGGGCCCAGGGGGGGUGCGUGGAGGUGGCUUCGGGGACGGAGGCGGUUUUGGGGGCCCCCUUCCGCCUGCUCUGCAUCGCCUGCAAGCGCCGCAGCGAGACCCCCGCCCAGGCCGAGGGCGAGUGGUUCUUCCGUCCCGAGGGGGCCCCCCACUUCCAGAAGAUCCUGCACUACAGCCCGGAGGAGGGGCAGUGGGUGGCCCCCGGCCCGUUCCAGGGGGUGCUGGCCUGGAACGGCUCGCGGGGCACGCGGGACCUGCAGGACCUCUCGGUGCGGCUCUCGGCCGUGGGGCGGCCCCACGCCGGGCUCUACGUGUGCCGCCUGCGCCGCAACCUCACCUUCGAGGGCUACGUCUACAGCCUGGCCCGCAACAAGACCCUGCGGCUGGCCGUCGUGGACACGGCGCGGCGGGACCUGGCGUCGAUCGUGUCGGAGAUCCUGAUGUACGUGCUGAUCGUGGUGCUGACCCUCUGGCUGGCGGCCGAGAUGCUCUACUGCUACCGCAAGGUGGCGGCCGCGGCCCCGCCCCCCGACAGCGCGUGA
Messenger RNA from Grus americana (Whooping crane), 1255 nucleotides. RefSeq names its product sodium voltage-gated channel beta subunit 1 (gene SCN1B). Gene Ontology annotation, biological process: regulation of heart rate by cardiac conduction; sodium ion transport; cardiac muscle cell action potential involved in contraction. Gene Ontology annotation, molecular function: sodium channel regulator activity. The coding region runs from base 665 to 1255 and encodes 196 amino acids. The record is from RefSeq and is a predicted model, not a curated record. The transcript is spliced from 4 exons. Lineage: Eukaryota; Metazoa; Chordata; Aves; Gruiformes; Gruidae. Gene Ontology annotation, cellular component: voltage-gated sodium channel complex.